AUUCACUUUACUUAUGGAGAGAUUUCCAUGAAGACAACUUACAAGGACCUGAAUGGCUUCAUUUUAGCUGCUUCAGCUUGUGGAGCUAUUGCUCGCUCCUUUUCUUCCUGUGCCUGGUGUGACAGUGGCUGCUGAGCGCCAUGAAGGUGGUUCCAGAGAAGAAUGCUGUCCGGAUACUCUGGGGGCGAGAACGGGGCACUCGGACCUUUGGAGCGCAACGGCUUCUGCAGGAGCUAGUGGAAGAUAAAACUCGGUGGAUGAAAUGGGAGGGCAAGAGAGUAGAACUGCCGGAUAGUCCACGCUCUACCUUCUUACUGGCCUUCAGCCCAGACAGGACUCUGUUGGCCUCCACCCACGUGAACCAUAAUAUCUAUAUUACGGAGGUGAAGACUGGCAAAUGUGUUCAUUCUUUGAUUGGACACCGCCGUACUCCGUGGUGUGUCACUUUUCAUCCCACCAUCUCAGGCCUUAUUGCUUCUGGCUGCCUAGAUGGGGAGGUCAGGAUUUGGGAUUUGCAUGGUGGCAGUGAAAGCUGGUUCACAGACAGCAACAAUGCCAUUGCUUCUCUGGCUUUCCACCCUACGGCUCAGCUCCUGUUGAUUGCCACUGCCAACGAGAUCCACUUCUGGGAUUGGAGUCGGCGGGAGCCCUUCGCUGUGGUGAAGACAGCUAGCGAGAUGGAACGGGUCCGUCUGGUGAGAUUUGAUCCUCUUGGACACUACUUACUCACAGCCAUUGUUAACCCCUCUAAUCAGCAGGGUGAUGAUGAACCAGAGAUCCCAAUAGACGGAACAGAGUUAUCCCACUACCGUCAGCGUGCCCUGCUGCAAUCACAGCCAGUUCGCCGGACGCCUCUCCUCCACAAUUUCCUGCACAUGCUGUCCUCCCGCUCCUCUGGCAUCCAGGUGGGAGAGCAAAGCACAGUGCAAGAUUCUGCUACCCCCUCACCCCCACCGCCUCCCCCUCAGCCCUCCACGGAGCGCCCCAGGACUUCCGCUUACAUCCGGCUCCGACAGCGGGUCAGUUACCCCACAGCUGAGUGCUGCCAGCACCUUGGGAUCCUGUGCCUUUGCAGCCGCUGCUCUGGCACUCGAGUUCCUUCCCUCUUGCCACACCAGGACAGUGUCCCCCCUGCUUCUGCCAGGGCUACUACCCCUUCCUUUUCUUUUGUACAGACCGAGCCCUUCCAUCCCCCGGAGCAGGCCUCGUCAGCGCAGCAGGACCAGGGCCUCCUGAACCGGCCGUCUGCCUUCAGUACAGUCCAGAGUAGCACUGCCGGCAACACGCUCCGCAACCUCAGUCUGGGUCCCACCCGGCGCUCUUUGGGAGGCCCUUUGUCCAGCCACCCUUCUAGGUAUCACCGAGAGAUAGCUCCUGGGCUGACAGGGUCCGAGUGGACCCGGACAGUGCUCAGUCUGAACUCCCGCUCUGAGGCGGAAUCCAUGCCUCCGCCCAGGACCAGUGCCUCUUCGGUGAGUUUGCUGUCUGUGCUGAGACAGCAGGAAGGUGGCUCUCAAGCGUCUGUGUACACUUCAGCCACAGAAGGGAGGGGUUUUCCAGCUUCAGGGCUGGCCGCUGAGUCAGAUGGAGGAAGUGGCUCCAGCCAAAACAACUCAGGCUGCAUUCGCCAUGAGCUUCAGUGUGACCUGAGACGCUUCUUUCUGGAAUAUGACCGGCUUCAGGAGCUGGACCACAGCCUGAGUGGAGAAGCCCCCCAGACCCAACAGGCCCAGGAAAUGCUCAAUAACAACAUUGAGUCCGAGAGGCCAGGCCCCUCCCACCAGCCCACCCCACACAGUAGUGAGAACAACUCCAACCUGUCCCGUGGCCACCUGAACCGCUGUCGCGCUUGCCACAACCUCCUGACCUUCAACAACGACACCCUGCGCUGGGAAAGAACCACACCCAACUACUCCUCUAGCGAGGCCAGCUCCUCCUGGCAGGUCCCCAGCACCUUCGAGGGCAUGCCAUCGAGUGGCAGCCAGCUGCCACCCCUUGAGCGGACUGAGGGCCAAACGCCCAGCUCCAGCAGGCUGGAGUUGAGCAGCUCUGCUAGUCCGCAGGAGGAGAGGACUGUGGGGGUGGCCUUCAACCAGGAGACGGGCCACUGGGAAAGAAUUUACACCCAGUCUAGCAGAUCUGGAACUGUAUCACAGGAAGCCUUACAUCAGGAUAUGCCUGAGGAGAGCUCUGAGGAAGAUUCACUCAGGAGGAGGCUGCUGGAGUCUUCCCUCAUUUCAUUAUCCCGUUAUGAUGGAGCAGGAUCCAGAGAGCACCCAAUUUACCCAGACCCAGCGAGAUUAUCUCCUGCUGCAUACUACGCCCAGAGGAUGAUCCAGUAUCUCUCACGGAGAGACAGUAUUCGCCAGCGCUCCAUGCGCUAUCAGCAGAACCGUCUCCGUUCUUCCACCUCCUCUUCCUCAGACAACCAGGGCCCAUCAGUAGAGGGAACCGACUUGGAGUUUGAGGACUUUGAGGACAAUGGUGACAGAUCCAGGCACCGAGCUCCACGCAAUGCCCGGAUGUCUGCACCUUCACUUGGACGCUUUGUUCCAAGGCGUUUCUUGCUGCCUGAGUACUUGCCUUAUGCGGGGAUUUUUCAUGAACGUGGACAGCCUGGCUUGGCUACUCACUCUUCUGUUAACAGGGUCCUGGCAGGGGCAGUGAUUGGUGAUGGACAGUCUGCUGUGGCCAGUAACAUUGCCAAUACUACCUACCGGCUCCAGUGGUGGGACUUCACUAAGUUUGACCUCCCUGAAAUCAGUAAUGCUUCCGUGAAUGUGCUGGUGCAGAACUGCAAGAUCUACAAUGACGCCAGCUGUGACAUUUCUGCAGAUGGCCAGCUCCUGGCAGCUUUCAUCCCUAGCAGCCAGAGGGGCUUUCCUGAUGAAGGCAUCCUGGCAGUGUACUCCUUGGCCCCCCAUAACCUGGGUGAAAUGCUCUACACCAAGCGAUUUGGUCCCAAUGCCAUUUCGGUGAGCCUGUCCCCAAUGGGCCGAUACGUAAUGGUGGGCUUGGCCUCGAGGAGGAUCCUGCUGCAUCCCUCCACAGAGCACAUGGUGGCCCAGGUCUUCAGGCUGCAGCAGGCCCAUGGUGGCGAGACCUCCAUGAGGGUGAGUGCCAUGGCUCGUGCCUCCGUUGUAGGGCAGCUCUCCAGACUUGGCAGGGUAGUGAAGGUUAAUGGUGUGACCUCCCAACCCGGGUGAGAGGUAGCAUGUUUGUAAGGAGUACGAAAGACUGCUGUCCAGCCCAUCUGUGACCAGCAGGCUUCACUUUUAGAAGCUCUGGACUAUUAAAAGGCAGGAGCUUUCUCACACCCUAGUUCCUGAGCUGAGCUCCCGAGAGGCUUGAAAGUAUCUUUGGAUGAAGCCCAAACUGAAUACCUCCUUACCUCAGUGUGAGACCUUUGGUCUGGAGAUACAUGAAGGACACAAUGAAAUAUUUAUGCUUAUUAAAAAAAAUUUUUUUUUGAGGAAGCAAGCUAUAAAAAGUGAUAUAUAAUAUGAAAUGUUCUUUUCUGUGGGUUGUAAUCAUGUUGGAAGAUGAGGCCUUUGCA
Molecule: messenger RNA, 3556 nt
Organism: Leptonychotes weddellii (Weddell seal)
Lineage: Eukaryota; Metazoa; Chordata; Mammalia; Carnivora; Phocidae
Source: RefSeq, a predicted model, not a curated record